AGGUGACUCCUCCACCUAUCCUCUCUCCCCCAUUCCACAUUGCAACAUUAGGGUUCCAGGCUUCCAGCACACGGCGCCGGUUCGAGCUCCAAGAUCCUUGUGUCGCUCCAGUGGCGUUCCAGCACACGGACCAUCUCCGGCGUCCAAUGGCCUCGACCAUCUCCUGAGCCCUCUGACGACUAGAAAUAACGGGUGUGCUCGUCUUCGCCUCCUCUUCAUCUCCAGCGUCUGGCGGCCUCGGCCAUCUCCGGCGUCUGGUUCGAGCUCCAAGCUCCUUGCGUCGCUCUGGUGCCGGUGGAUCGGCGCGGCGAGGGGAUCCGUCCGGGGGUUUGGAUCGGGUUCUUCUCCAUCUCCAUCUUCAUUUGGCCAUGCAUGGAAGGAUUUCAAGUGGAAACUAAAUAUAAAUUACGUCAAGAAGAACAAAACUCCAUUUGAGGACUAUCCAGAACUCAAGAAAGAGUGGUGGCCAAACUUUGUGGAGUGUGUUACCUCUGCUGAGUAUAUUGCUCUAGGAGAAAAGGGCAAGAAAAGCCAAAGCAUGAAUAAGUUCCGUCAAAAACUAGGUCGGCAAAGCUAUACUGUACAAAAGAGAAAAUGGGCAAAGGAAGAUGCACAAGCAUUAACUGAGGGUAAAUCUAUUCCAUUUCAAGACAUGCCAGAUGGUCGUCAUAAGGAUUGGGCAAGGGUGAGGAAUCCUUCUGGUGACGUGAACAUAACAGAGUCGCAUCCAAUCAUAAAGAAAAUUGUAGAUGUAAAUGAAAAGUCAGUAGCUAGUACCUUUACACCAUUUUAUAAUAUGGACAUACUUGCAACAGCAAUAGGGAGUAAUCAUCCAGGGAGGACAACAGGGGUGAGUGCUUAUGUGGGUUUAGGGAUGGGUCUUGCUCAAGGUGAUGGCACUAGUAAGAAGAAACGUAGAACAACAAAAGAAUAUGUCAAGAGGAUUGUGGAUGAGUAUGAGGUCAAGUUUGAGAAACUGACAGCCAUGUGUCAGAGUAUGGAGCGUCGAUUAAACAAUUCUAAGAGUUGCUCAUCAUCAAAAUUUGUUGAUACACCAGACCAUGCAACACAUCAUUCAGUUGACUCAUUACAAGUAACUUCAUCUACUUGUAGCACAUAUUUGUGGUGAUACAAUGAUGUUACUCUGGUGUCUGUUAUUAUUGUUUCCUUCGAUAUGUAGCAUUGUUUUGCAUAUCAUUUUUGUCACACCCGGUUCUGGGGGCAAAAUUGAAUGCAUAGCAUAUGUGGGCCAGGAUCCAUUUCCCACACAUAUGUUGACGUCACAAGUGUAAUAUAUCAAAAGACAAUGCAAUAAAGGCGUAAAGAGAGUAGAGUACUUUAUUACAUC
Messenger RNA from Zea mays, 1348 nucleotides. RefSeq lists its product as uncharacterized. Bases 539 to 1129 code for a protein of 196 amino acids. The transcript is spliced from 3 exons. The record is from RefSeq and is a predicted model, not a curated record. Lineage: Eukaryota; Viridiplantae; Streptophyta; Magnoliopsida; Poales; Poaceae.